Messenger RNA from Linum trigynum, 2562 nucleotides. NCBI's taxonomy places the organism in Eukaryota, Viridiplantae, Streptophyta, Magnoliopsida, Malpighiales, Linaceae. The record is from the annotation of a GenBank genome assembly.
CCGCGACCUGUGAUCAAUUACCCGACCUGGACCCGACCUGCCACGGGGCGGGUCUGGGUACCAAGAAACCCGCCCCGGACCUGCCCCAUUGCCAUUCCUACUUGAAGCUGAAGCUAAGGCCCUUUUGGUUGGCUAUCGUUUGGCUGCUGAGCUACACUCCACUUGUCUUGUUCGAUCGGACUGCCUGCCCCUUGUCAACGCACUGCAGGAUCACCGGAAAGAAUGGCCAUGGAGAGCUGCUGCGUGGAUUAGCACUAUCAAGCAAAUGAUGGUUUCCAAUCCCCUUGUCUGGAUCUCGCAUAUUGGUCGAAAGAACAAUGUUAAAGCAAAUUGGGUUGCUAGAUCUUGUGCUAGGAAAUCUCCACCCAAUGAAUGGGUUCAGAUUUUGGAUGUGGUCUCACCCCUGUUGUAACUCUUGGCUUCUACUUCAAGUAAUGGAAUUUCAGUGUCCUCUUGUAAAAAAAAAAAAAAAAUCGUGGAUUAACAAGUUCGCCCUUUUAACCACAUCAAACCCAUAAACGAAAGCCCGACCCAGCCAAGAAGGCCUAAAAAAGGUUUGGUAUUUUCCGGCAGCUUUGUAAACCUCUCUAAGGGAGAAAACACCAACACAUUUCACCAUCAAAGAAUCAAAAGAACAGAAGAAGAAGACAAUAUAAGAAGAGUGGAUCAUCAAUCAUAGAACCUUAAAAAAUUAACAACGGACGGAGCAAGAGACCAAAGAAAAACGGGGAAAAUGGGAACAAUAGACAAUAGUGGAAGAGUGGGCGCAGCCAAUUGGUGUCGCCAUCAACCUUCCAACUCAGUGGGUGCGCAACUGCGUUCACAUCACUCAGUCAGUGCCUUACCAAUAGCUACCGUCAACAGUCAACACCUCCCCUUUCCCUUCUCCGUCCAUUUACUCUCCAUAAACGGAUCUUCGAUCCCAACACCACCUUCUCGAGCUCUGUCUUUCACGCAUCCGUCCGUCCAUCCAUGGCUUCUCUCGUCAGGAACGCCGAAGCUUCCCUCUCGAAACUCCUGUCAAGGCCUUGGAACAGAGCUUCUUCUCGCCAUCAGCCGCCGGCCACCGUGUCUGCAACCUUGACGAGGAAGAAGCCCGUCGAGGAUGCGACCCUUGACCUCAACUCGAUUGCUUCGCUAAACUUGGACCACGCUCACUCCAGGAGAUUGGUUCGAUCCGCUUUCACUCAUCUACAGCAGCAGCUCGAUCAUCCUCUCUACAAGCUGGCUCCUCCAGGGAUUCGAACAGAAGAGUGGUAUGAGAUAAACUUUAAGGGGCAGGAAGUGUUUUGUAAGUGCUGGAUGCCAAAACCUGGAGUUCGAAUCAAAGGUUCUGUGUGUUUCUGCCAUGGUUAUGGUGAUACCUGCACCUUCUUCUUUGAAGGUAUUGCAAGCCAGAUCGCUUCUUCGGGGUAUGCUGUCUAUGCCGUGGAUCACCCAGGUUUUGGACUCUCUGAAGGAUUGCAUGGUUACAUUCAGAACUUUGAUGACUUAGUUGACAAUGCCUAUGAAAUGUUUGCUAAGAUCAAAGGAAGACCUGAGGUGAGAGGUUUGCCCAGCUUCAUAUUGGGACAGUCCAUGGGUGGUGCUGUUACUAUCAAACUCCAUCUGAAGGAUCCAAGUGAAUGGGAUGGUGUCAUCCUUGUUGCCCCUAUGUGUAGAAUCUCAGAUGAACUCAAGCCUCCUGCACCAGUUUUGAAGGUACUGACCUGCAUGGCUAGCCUCCUACCCAAGGCAAAGCUUAUGCCAAAGAAUGAUUUAGCAGAGCUUGCUUUCAGGGACCCGGUGAAACGGAAAAUGUGCGAUUACAAUGUAAUUAGUUACAGCCAUCGAAUGCGAUUGAAAACAGCUGUGGAGCUGCUCAAGGCUACUGAAGAGAUUGAGGCUCAAGUUGACCAGGUUUCGGCUCCAUUGCUGAUUCUACAUGGCGCUGCCGAUAAAGUCACGGAUCCAACUGUUAGCCAGUUUCUGUACGAGAAUGCAGCCAGCGAGGACAAGACGUUGAAGCUCUAUGAAGGUGGGUUUCACUCCAUUCUUGAAGGGGAACCCGAUGAUAGGAUCUUCGCCGUGUUUGUUGAUAUCAUGACGUGGCUCGAUUCCAGAUCUUCUUCAGCUUGACGAAAACAAAAGAUCCGGUGCAUUCGAGGCAUUAAGAAUGUAUUUUUUUUUUGUUGUUGUUGUGAACUUGUAAGCUGUCUCGGCAAUUGUAAUAGAGUGUUAUUUGGAUUUUCAUCAAUGUAAUCAUAAAAUGUGCUAAACAAUACUAAUCCUAAUAUUUUUAGCAGUAAUGUGACGAUGUUAGUCUUCUUGAUACAUCUGAACUUGAAAUAACUUAACAAGACUUGACACUCAAAGUAUGACAUAUAUCACGUUUCGAUUUUGGUCGAUAAAAACAUCGAUGUGAUAUGAAAUGACAGUGGGUAGUUGUUUCGUGUGUAUGCAGUUGUUUCCGGCUUGCGAAAAUUGUAUUUGCCACCUGAUUUGUUUCCUACGAGAAUGGUGGAAAGAGCAGUCCCAACUCCUAAGUGCGAUGGAUUAAGGAGAUAAACAGUCUUUCAGUUU